AUCGAUCUGGAUACGGGGCACCUCGACGUGAUUGUUAACAUCCUCCAUUUUCCGAGGAAACUAACCAGCGGAAGCGAUAUCUUUAAUCGCUUUUUAUUUUGAAUUCUUAUCAAUUUUUCUUGGUAAACAGAUUUGUCGUAACGAAAUUAUUGUAUAGAAAGUCGAAUUAUCCGUUGGAAUAUUUGGUUUUUUUUACGAAAAAUGGGCAAACAUAUGCAAACUGUUGCUGCCAUGGCAUGCAUGAAAACUCUGUUGAUGAUUUUCAAUACCGUAUUUUGGAUUACCGGGGUGGUUAUAUUAGCUAUUGGAGUAUGGGUUGAGGUGGAAUUAUACAAAUAUAUGGAAAUGAGUACCGCCUUUAGUCAUACAACUUCGUAUGUUUUAAUAGUGACAGGAUUCCUUAUUAUCCUCGUAGCUUCGUUAGCUUGUUGCUGCACAAUUAAAGGACAGAUAAAACUUCUGUAUGUCUACAGUGUUUUUUUGGCUAUAAUAUUCGUUGUGGAGCUCGGAGCAGGUAUUUCGAUAUUUACGUACCGUACAAAAUUGACGGAAGGUUUCGAUAAUGGGAUUACGCAAGCCAUGGAAAACUAUCGAAACGACAGCACGCAUUUAGCUGAAGAUUUCGAUCUGAUGCAAGAAACGUUAAAAUGUUGUGGAAAUCACGAACCAAGAGACUGGUUGGAUUUGACACCUUCUGAACCUAUACCACAAUCUUGUUGUAUUCAAGAAAACUGUAAUACCGAUAAAGAAGAUCAAAUUUACGAUCAGGGUUGUUAUACGAAAAUAAUCGAAUUUUUGAAUAACAACGUGGGAAUCGUUGCUGGUGUCGCCGUUGGAAUAGCUUUCUUUCCAUUAGUAGGAGUUCUGUUAUCUUGCUGUUUAGCAAAUGUCAUAAAGAAAGCAAAAUAUGAACCGAUGGCUUGAAUUUACAACUUUAAAUUCCAGUCAUUAUGAGUAUGCUUAAGUUUCGUGAAUGUAUACAUAUUUAACCUACGCUUAUUUAUAUUGAACCAACCUUAUAAAAAUAUUUUUGGAUAUCCGCCUAUAAAAACCAAGGUUGGCUUCGAAAAAUUUAUAAAUUAGUGUAAAUCAGUAGAAUAUCUUAACUAAACUGCUUAAAAUAGCCCAAAAUAAUAUUUUUUUAUUGUAUACUAAAAAUAUGUAAAACAAAAACGAAACAAUUGUUAAAAAUUUGGUAAAAUAUUCCACCAAAUAUCAUAAACUUGGUUUUAUAGAGACGGAUUCCCAUUUAUAUCUCGUUUUAUUUAAUUAUGAAAACUUGAUGUACAAAAUUCUUGUUAUCAGUAUAAUCAUUGCAUUCUGACCUCUUGUCAACCAAAAUCUUACAACUUAUUUUAUUGAUUCAAAUAAUUACUUGAGUUUUGUGAAUGUAUACAUAUAUAACCUACGAUUAUUUAUAUUGAACCAACCUUAUAAAAAAUUAUUGGAUAUCCGCCUACGAAAACCAAGGUUGGCUUCAAAAAAUUUAUAUAUCAGUGUAAAUCAGUAGAAUAUCUUAACUAAACUGCUUAAAAUAGCCCAAAAUAAUAUUUUUUUAUUGUAUACUAAAAAUAUGUAAAACAAAAACGAAACAAUUUUUAAAAAUUUGGUAAAAUAUUCCACCAAAUAUCAUAAACUUGGUUUUAUAGAGACGGAUUCCCAUUUAUAUCUCGUUUUAUUUAAUUAUGAAAACUUGAUGUACAAAAUUCUUGUUAUCAGUAUAAUCAUUGCAUUCUGACCUCUUGUCAACCAAAAUCUUACAACUUAUUUUAUUGAUUCAAAUAAUUACUUGAGUUUUGUGAAUGUAUACAUAUAUAACCUACGAUUAUUUAUAUUGAACCAACCUUAUAAAAAAUUAUUGGAUAUCCGCCUACGAAAACCAAGGUUGGCUUCAAAAAAUUUAUAAAUCAGUGUAAAUCAGUAGAAUAUCUUAACUAAACUGCUUAAAAUAGCCCAAAAUAAUAUUUUUUUAUUAUAUAGUAAAAAUAUGUAAAACAAAGACGAAAAAUUUUUUAAAGAAUUGAUAAAAUAUUCCACCAAAUAUUAUAAACUUGGUUUUAUAGAGACGGAUUCCCAUUUAUAUCUCGUUUUAUUUAAUUAUGAAAACUUGAUGUACAAAAUUCUUGUUAUCAGUAUAAUCAUUGUAUUCUGACCGCUUGUCAACCAAAAUCUUACAACUUAUUUUAUUGAUUCAAAUAAUUACUUGAGUUUUGUGAAUAUAUUCAUAUUUAACCUACGAUUAUUUAUAUUGAGCCAGCCUUGUAAGAAAAUUAUUGGAUAUCCGCCUACGAAAACCAAGGUUGGCUUCAAAAAAUUUAUAUAUCAGUGUAAAUCAGUAGAAUAUCUUAACUAAACUGCUUAAAAUAGCCCAAAAUAAUAUUUUUUUAUUGUAUACUAAAAAUAUGUAAAACAAAAACGAAACAAUUUUUAAAAAUUUGGUAAAAUAUUCCACCAAAUAUCAUAAACUUGGUUUUAUAGAGACGGAUUCCCAUUUAUAUCUCGUUUUAUUUAAUUAUGAAAACUUGAUGUACAAAAUUCUUGUUAUCAGUAUAAUCAUUGCAUUCUGACCUCUUGUCAACCAAAAUCUUACAACUUAUUUUAUUGAUUCAAAUAAUUACUUGAGUUUUGUGAAUGUAUACAUAUAUAACCUACGAUUAUUUAUAUUGAACCAACCUUAUAAAAAAUUAUUGGAUAUCCGCCUACGAAAACCAAGGUUGGCUUCAAAAAAUUUAUAAAUCAGUGUAAAUCAGUAGAAUAUCUUAACUAAACUGCUUAAAAUAGCCCAAAAUAAUAUUUUUUUAUUAUAUAGUAAAAAUAUGUAAAACAAAGACGAAAAAUUUUUUAAAGAAUUGAUAAAAUAUUCCACCAAAUAUUAUAAACUUGGUUUUAUAGAGACGGAUUCCCAUUUAUAUCUCGUUUUAUUUAAUUAUGAAAACUUGAUGUACAAAAUUCUUGUUAUCAGUAUAAUCAUUGUAUUCUGACCGCUUGUCAACCAAAAUCUUACAACUUAUUUUAUUGAUUCAAAUAAUUACUUGAGUUUUGUGAAUAUAUUCAUAUUUAACCUACGAUUAUUUAUAUUGAGCCAGCCUUGUAAGAAAAUUAUUGGAUAUCCGCCUACGAAAACCAAGGUUGGCUUCAAAAAAUUUAUAUAUCAGUGUAAAUCAGUAGAAUAUCUUAACUAAACUGCUCAAAAUAGUCUAAAAUAAUAUUUUUUUAUUAUAUAGUAAAAAUAUGUAAAACAAAGACGAAAAAUUUUUUAAAGAAUUGAUAAAAUAUUCCACCAAAUAUUAUAAACUUGGUUUUAUAGAGACGGAUUCCCAUUUAUAUCUCGUCUAUUCAAUUAUGAAAACUUGAUGUACAAAAUUCUAAUUAUCAGUGUUUUUUCUCGAAUUAUCUUCUCGAUCAUAAUUAUUAUACAAAUAUAAAAUUAAAAAUAUGAAGUGAAUUUAACAUUAGCUAUAUUAUCUCUUCGAUUAUUUAAGUAAUAAGAAGAAAAAAGAUUAAAAAUUUUAACUAAAAUGCACAUUGUAUUCAUAAUUCUUGCACUCUUACUCUACUAAUGUAUUUUUUCGUAUCUUAAAUAAGUGUAUGAAUAUAUACGAUUGUGAUCUUCGUUUUUUUUUGAGGUUAUAUACCGAUUUAAAAAAGGUGAACGACAACGAAAGAUUUUAUUCGCUUUCUUGGUAUUCACAAUAUUCAAUACAGUCAUUUUGGCACAAGAAUUAGCAUAAAAAUUAACAACUCACUUAUUUUUUUCCAAUUUAAUACAAAUUUAUUCCUUUAUUUGAAUGUAUGUUGACGAUCUCUGCAUAAUUUUAUUUUUGGAUGGAUAUUUGGGGAUCUACUGAGAAAGCAUUUUAUAUGGAUAUAUUUAAAGAUUACAAAAAAGCUCUAGGAAGCAAUUCAAUGUUUGCAUUUCUCUUAUUAUAGUAGAUGUUAGCUAUUACAAUUUCAAAAAUGAAAAAAAACCGUUCAUAAAUACGUAUUUCCGGCCUAAAUUUUCCUAUUUCUACAAAAAUAUAUCUCUACGUAUAGAUAUUUUGAAAAAAAAACAAA
Molecule: messenger RNA, 4056 nt
Organism: Diorhabda carinulata
Lineage: Eukaryota; Metazoa; Arthropoda; Insecta; Coleoptera; Chrysomelidae
Product: tetraspanin-6-like
Exons: 5
Coding region: 202-924 (240 amino acids)
Cellular component (GO): membrane
Source: RefSeq, a predicted model, not a curated record